GGCGAUGUCCGGCUCCACCCCGACGCCGGGAGUCCUGCCGCCUGGCCCGGUGGGACGGCUGAGCUGUCGCCAUGGCGCUGCUGCUGGAGUACGAGUUCCGGACGCUGCCGGCCGACAAGCAGAUCGACACGGAGCCCUUCCUGGAGGCCGUCACGCACCUGCCGCCCUUCUUCGACUGCCUGGGCACCCCGCUUGUCUACGCCCCAGUGAAGGCGGACCUCUCCGGGAACAUUAAGAAAAUACGGGCGGUUUAUGAAUCAAACCCAACCAAGUUCAAAACCCUUCAGAACAUCUUGGAAGCGGAGAAGGAAAUGCACGGGUCAGCCUGGCCGAAAGUGGGGGCCACCUUGGCCCUCAUGUGGCUGAAGAGGGGACUGAGGUUCAUGCAGACCCUCCUGCAGAGCCUUUGCGAUGGGGAGCAGGACAAGGAGAACCCCAACCUCAUCCGUGUGAACGCCCUCAAGGCCUACGAGGUGGCCCUGAGGAAGUACCACGGCUGGCUGUUGCAGAAGCUCUUCCUGGGCUCCGUCUACGCCCUCCCCUACAAGUCGGACCUGCUGAAGGCGCUGGAGAAAGGCAAGGAGGUCAAGGAGGAAGAGACCUUUGAGAAGAUCCACCAGUUCUUGUCCAAAGCGACACCCAUCCUGGACACCAUCUACGAGAUGUACGCCAAAAUGAACGCGGAGCUGAGCUACAAAGCUUGACCAGGCCCUCCCCUCCUCUGCCAGCCUGGGCCCCUCCUUUGCCUCCCCUCCCUCCCUCCCUCCGCUCUGCAGCCCAGCAAGUGCCUUCCAGCCCUCCAGCCCUCUGCCUAGACCGAAGACUGGCCCAGGCUGAUGGGCUUUGGUGCUCUUUUGUGGCCUUUCUCUAGUGGCCUUUCUCCUUCUAGGGACACAAGGGGGGAGGCAGCAGCCCUGCCCUGCUCCCUGGGGCUGCCUGCCAGGGGGAACCCGUCUUCCUCUGAGCUUUGGGCAGCACCCCAUGGACCCCAGUUGCGCCCCAGGACUGGCUAGUGCCCCAACAGCCCACAAGCCGUGCCAGGAGGGCAUGCAAAGCAGGGGAGCUUCACCCCUCAGGAGGCAACUUACUGGCAUUGGGGCCAUGGUGGGCUUCCCUUGCCUCCUCCUGGGUGGCCCUUUAACUCCCCUGCCUCACCUGACAAGAGCGACCGGAGCUCAGGGACUUUUCGGGGUGGCUCUUGGGGUGAACAUCCACAAGGCCUCUUUGCACAAGGGAUUUCUUCCGGGAACCGACUCCGGCUUAAAACCUGCUGUCAUUUUCUGGGGGCAUAAAAAUUAUGCCUUCAUGGUGUUGCUUCUGCUUGAUGCCUUCCGUGUGGAUGGUUUUAGGAAACUCGUGAGUUGAAUUAAAAUUUUAUGAGAGAGA
Molecule: messenger RNA, 1386 nt
Organism: Thamnophis elegans (Western terrestrial garter snake)
Lineage: Eukaryota; Metazoa; Chordata; Lepidosauria; Squamata; Natricidae
Gene: GLTP
Product: glycolipid transfer protein
Exons: 5
Coding region: 72-704 (210 amino acids)
Biological process (GO): intermembrane lipid transfer; ceramide transport
Cellular component (GO): cytoplasm; membrane; cytosol
Molecular function (GO): ceramide 1-phosphate binding; ceramide 1-phosphate transfer activity
Source: RefSeq, a predicted model, not a curated record